CUCAAAUGUCACCCCAGACUAGCUUCAUUUCAAUCAGUUAUCCAAUAAAAUAGAAAUAGAAUGCCAUCCGAUGUCAAGAAGCGCGAUGCCCAGCGCAAGAAGGAGGCGCGCAACAAGAAGAUCCAGCAGAUACCCUCCAUGAAGAAGAAUCUACCCUCCAAGCAGCCGGAAUGCGAGCUGACUGAGGAGGAGUUGCUGUGCGCCAAGCUGGAGGAGGAGGCCCGGAUCAGUGCCGAGGCCCGCUCCUGCACCGGCUCGCUGGCUGUGCAUCCCAAUUCGCGGGACAUCAAGAUCGCCAACUUUUCGAUCACGUUCUUUGGCGCCGAGCUGCUGCAGGACACCAUGCUGGAGUUGAAUUGCGGCAGGCGGUACGGUCUCAUUGGGCUGAACGGGUGCGGCAAGUCCUCGCUGCUGGCGGUGCUCGGGGGACGCGAGGUGCCCAUACCGUCGCACAUCGACAUCUUUCAUUUGACGCGCGAGAUGCCGGCCAGCUCGAAGACGGCGCUGCAGUGCGUCAUGGAAGUGGACGAGGAGCGUAUUAAGCUGGAGAAGCUGGCCGAGGAGCUGGCCAUGAGCGACGAGGACGAGGCGCAGGAGCAGCUGAUCGACAUCUAUGAGCGGCUGGACGACAUGUCGGCCGAUCUGGCCGAGGUCAAGGCCGCCCGCAUCCUGCACGGUCUGGGCUUCGACAAGGCCAUGCAGCAGAAGCAGGCCAAGGACUUCUCGGGCGGCUGGCGCAUGCGCAUCGCCCUGGCCCGCGCAUUGUUUGUGAAGCCCCAUCUGCUGCUGCUGGACGAGCCGACGAAUCAUUUGGAUCUGGACGCGUGCGUCUGGCUGGAGGAGGAGCUGAAGACAUACAAGCGCAUCCUGGUGCUUAUCUCGCACUCGCAGGACUUUCUUAACGGCGUCUGCACCAACAUCAUCCACCUGACCGGCAAGCGGUUGAAGUACUACACCGGAAACUACGAGGCCUUCGUGCGCACUCGCACGGAGCUGCUGGAGAACCAGAUGAAGCAGUACAACUGGGAGCAGGACCAGAUGGCCCACAUGAAGAACUACAUCGCCCGCUUUGGCCAUGGCUCCGCCAAGCUGGCCCGUCAGGCUCAGUCCAAGGAGAAGACCCUGGCCAAAAUGGUUGCCCAGGGGCUAACGGAAAGGGUUUCGGGGGACAAGUUGCUUAGCUUUAGCUUCCCAGCCUGCGGCAAGGUUCCGCCCCCGGUGAUCAUGGUGCAGAACGUGCACUUCCGUUACACCGGCGAAACACCGUGGAUCUACAAGGACCUGGAGUUCGGCAUCGAUCUGGACACGCGUCUCGCCCUAGUGGGACCCAACGGCGCCGGCAAGUCAACCCUGCUGAAGCUGCUCUAUGGCGAUCUGGUGCCCACCUCGGGCAUGAUCCGCAAGAACUCCCAUCUGCAUCACCAGCAUCUCCACGAGCUGCUCGACCUGGAUGUCAGCCCGCUGGACUAUAUGCUGAGUGCCUUCCCGGAAGUCACGGAGCGGGAGGAGAUGCGCAAGAUUAUAGGUCGCUUUGGCCUCACCGGCCGCCAGCAGGUCUGCCCCAUCCGCCAGCUGUCCGAUGGCCAGAGGUGUCGCGUGGUCUUCGCCUGGCUGGCCUGGCAGGUGCCGCACCUGCUGCUGCUGGACGAGCCGACCAAUCACUUGGACAUGGAGACCAUCGAUGCUUUGGCCGAUGCCAUCAAGGAUUUCGAAGGCGGCAUGGUGCUGGUCAGUCAUGAUUUCCGUCUGAUCAGUCAGGUGGCCAACGAGAUUUGGGUGUGUGAGAAGGAGACGGUGACGAAGUGGAAGGGCGGCAUUCUGGACUACAAGGAACAUUUAAAGAAUAAGAUUGAGAAUGAGAACGAGAAUAAGGCCAGGGCGGAAAAGUAAAUGAUAUUCUGGUACAGAAGCACACUCGGGAAAACGAGAGGAAUAACGAAAACGAAUAGCAAAACGGGAACGAGAAGAAGGCCUAGGUGGGUCAGCAGACGAUGCUAUAGAAUAUAUACAUGACUC
Drosophila kikkawai is the source of this 2016-nucleotide messenger RNA. NCBI's taxonomy places the organism in Eukaryota, Metazoa, Arthropoda, Insecta, Diptera, Drosophilidae. The record is from RefSeq and is a predicted model, not a curated record.